CAACGCCUACUGGCAGAAAAGACGCCCAUCAGAUCGGUUCCUUGAAUCCCGCUUCUUUGUCUCUUCAAUCCCCAUCCACUCCUCCCGCCAUCAUGUUCGCUACUCGUGCUCAACCCGUUGCCUCGGUGCUCAGCGCCGGUGUCCAGACUCGCAACAUGGCAACACUUCGUGAGAUUCAGAUCCGUUUGAACUCCAUCAAGAACAUUGGCAAGAUCACCAAGUCCAUGAAGAUGAUUGCCUCGACCAAGGUCAACAAGGCUCAGCGUGCCAUGGAGACUGCCCGCGUCUACGGUAGCACCUCUUCCGCCAUCUACCAGAACGCCAACACCGUUCCUCUGGAGAACGACAACCAGUUGUACGUUGUCUCUUCCUCUGAUCGUGGUCUUUGUGGUGGUAUCCACUCCUCGGUCGCCAAGGCCACCCGCAAGUUGAUUGCAGCCUCUGAUGCCAGCAACGCUGGUGUCGUCGUUUUGGGAGACAAGGCUAAGAAUCAGAUGACGCGUUCCAACCGUGCCGACAUUCAGUUGUCCUUCAACCAGAUCGGCAAGGCGAUCCCCACCUUUGCUGAGGCCAGCGCUGCCGCUGAUACUAUCCUGUCCGCUGGCAUCAAGUUCGACAAUGCCAGCAUUGUCUACAAUAAGUUCGAGUCGGCCAUUGCCUACGAGGCGACCCCUAUCCGUACCUAUUCCAUCGAUGCCUUGAAGUCCUCUGAGGGUUUCACUGCCUACGAGUUGGAUGAAGAGGUCUUGGAGAACUACAACCAGUUCUUGUUCGCCAACAACAUUUACUGGGCUUUGGUUGAGGGCCACGCCUCGGAGAUGUCUGCUAAGCGCAAUGCCAUGGAGAACGCCACCAAGAACGCUGGAGAUAUGGUUGACCGUUUGACCAUGACUUACAACCGUACUCGCCAGGCUGCCAUUACCUCCGAGUUGGUUGAUAUUAUUACUGGUGCCUCUGCUCUGUAAAGGAAAAAAAAGUGUGGAUUUACGAAUAUCUUUUCAACGCGCACCCAUCCUUCCACCAACUUCAAUUGAUACAGAAGUUAUCAUAAAAGCCAACUGAAACGUCCCUCUCUCCUCUUGCCUACAUUGUACACGGAUCUCAUUUAUUAAAAAAAAAAAAAAAAAAAAAAAA
Messenger RNA from Gamsiella multidivaricata, 1134 nucleotides. RefSeq names its product ATP synthase F1, gamma subunit. Bases 93 to 965 code for a protein of 290 amino acids. The record is from RefSeq and is a predicted model, not a curated record. NCBI's taxonomy places the organism in Eukaryota, Fungi, Mortierellomycota, Mortierellomycetes, Mortierellales, Mortierellaceae. Gene Ontology annotation, molecular function: proton-transporting ATP synthase activity, rotational mechanism. The transcript is spliced from 5 exons. Gene Ontology annotation, biological process: proton motive force-driven ATP synthesis.